Anopheles funestus (African malaria mosquito) is the source of this 4719-nucleotide messenger RNA. RefSeq names its product poly(A) polymerase type 3 (gene hrg). Lineage: Eukaryota; Metazoa; Arthropoda; Insecta; Diptera; Culicidae. The transcript has 11 exons. The record is from RefSeq and is a predicted model, not a curated record. Gene Ontology annotation, molecular function: RNA binding; poly(A) RNA polymerase activity. Bases 1535 to 3670 code for a protein of 711 amino acids. Gene Ontology annotation, cellular component: nucleus.
CAGCACUCACGCGAACAGAACGUUUGAUGAGAAUAAUAAUAAUGGCGGCUUUGAGUGGCACCUCGCGACUUGGCAAGCGGCACUAGGAAGUGAAAAUACCGUAAUUUCUACCCUUUCCACCUACCUGGCCAUUAUCGCAGGUAAACCGUUCGUGAAUUAUAACUGCCCGGUCGGUUGGCAGAGUGUUCUCCAUGCCAGCGAGUUGCUUUUCGGUACGCAUUCGCGUGUAAAAAUGAUUGCUCAUGACAGAUCCGAAAUCGGGCAUCGAUUGUAGUUCGGGACUUUUUGUGCGAUAAUCGCUGAAUCGGAAGUUGUGUAGCCUGCCAAAGAAAGACGGUAAAACACUGCCUUCGAGCUAGGACUGCAUGGUUAAUGGUGGAAAGUGCUUCCGACAUCGUGUCUGGGUGUACAAUGUGAAGCGAAAAAGAGUGUUUGUCGUGCAGUGCAAAGCGUUGCGAAGUACGAAGAAUUGUUUCCGUUUCAGUUCGCCGUUUUCCCUGUCGUGCUUUUGUUUCCAAGUGAGCUGUUUCGUUUUCAUUUCCAUACAACUAGAAUUCCGUGCAUUUGGGCCGUUUGUUUUCAUUCGCUUCCCAUCUCGUUCCCUCGCCAUUGUUCAGAAGUGUUUCGGUUAGUGCUUCCUCUGGUGUGUUUGUGUGUGUGUGUGUACGCGUGUGUGUGCCUGUACGGUUGUUGCAUUUUCCAAACGGACUCGGUGGCCUGUUGGUUCAUAAACGCCCCUUCGCGUACGCAUUCGAUGUGUACACCAGCCGAUCCACCGACUGCUACGGGAACGCCGCCAACCCAUGUACAGUGAAACUGCGUGCAUGACCCCGAAUUUUCUUUCACCCUCAUACACCCCUAGCCGGAACUGUCACUGGGGUGUGUGUUCGUACUGGCUGCAUGCUGGCGAAAGAGCUGACUUUUCGUUUUACGAUCGACGUGGUGUUUGAAGUAAGCAACCAACCUACACGCAUGUGCCGACCUCAUUCAGCUGCGAAUGUACCAAUUCUUAACGAUUGACGUAUGGUUGCUGUUAACGUCCCUGGACGGAUGCCGGAAAUCUGCUGAAUCGGUACCGGAGGCGAUGGUAAUGCUUUGUUAAGUAAACAUUGCAAUCUAUGGAAUGUGAAGAACAAGUUGCCGAACAGCGAUUGAGGAGUGUUCUGCAAGCAGAUAAUCGUUUCCAAAGGAAUUGUAGCAAAGUUUGAGAAAAGUACCGGCGGAUACGUGUAUGUUCGUCAUUAGCUUCUAUUUGGAGAGGAAUUAGUUGGUGUUUUACGUUUUACGAUUAUUUUGCAUAAGAAAAAUAUUUUUCACGGAACUGGUCUCAUGAAGACGAUUUUUUCUAUACAUCUCGUCUAGUGUACGCGUUGUAAAACAAUAGUGUGAUGGUGAUACAACCGUAAGGACGAAACUGCCAAGACGAGAAUCUGCACCAAACAAACAAGAAAGGUAAUUUGCUGCUGUGGAGGUACUUACUGUGGAGGUUUUGAUAUUUGUGGCUUAACGAGUGCAUCAAUAAGCCCGACCAAAAAUGUGGAACUCGGAACGUUCCCAGCCGAACGGUGGUGGUUCCGGUUCCGCCACCAAAACACUCGGCAUGACGUCAGCGAUUAGCACGGCUGAACCGAAACCGGAAGACUUACAAAAGACAAAGGAGCUGGAAAAAAGUUUAGAACCAUUCAAUGUAUUUGAGGCAGAGGAGGAACUUAAUCACCGGAUGGAAAUAUUGGCCAAGUUGAACACACUUGUCAAACAGUGGGUUCGCGAUGUGUCGAUCGCAAAGAACAUGCCUGAGGCGAUGGCCGAAAAGUUGGGCGGUAAAAUAUACACGUUCGGUUCAUAUCGUCUCGGAGUGCAUCACAAGGGAGCUGAUAUUGAUGCACUGUGCGUAGCACCUCGCAAUAUAGAGCGAUCCGAUUAUUUCGGUUCAUUUUUUGAGCUGCUGAAGCAACAACCCGAAGUCACCGAGUGCAGAGCUGUUGAGGAAGCGUUCGUACCUGUUAUCAAGAUGAACUUUGAUGGCAUUGAGAUUGAUCUGCUGUUCGCACGGUUAGCGCUGAAGGAAAUUCCGGACAAUUUUGAUCUACGUGACGAUAUGUUGCUGAAGAACCUUGACCAAAAGUCAGUGCGCAGUCUGAACGGAUGCCGGGUGACGGAUGAAAUUCUACGGCUCGUGCCAAAUAUCGACAAUUUUCGAUUAGCACUGCGGACGAUUAAGCUUUGGGCUAAGCGACACGGCAUCUAUUCUAACUCACUUGGUUAUUUCGGCGGCGUGUCUUGGGCAAUGUUGGUUGCCCGAACCUGUCAGCUCUACCCAAACGCAGUGGCGGCGACACUGGUGCAUAAAUUUUUCCUUGUAUUUUCGCGCUGGAAGUGGCCCCAACCAGUUCUGCUCAAACAACCGGACAACGUCAAUCUUGGCUUUAUGGUUUGGGAUCCACGAGUAAAUAUGCAGGACCGGUUUCACUUGAUGCCAAUCAUUACGCCAGCGUAUCCACAGCAAAAUUCAACAUUCAACGUAUCAAGCUCGACGCGCAAGGUGAUGCUGAUGGAGUUCAACCGUGGCAUGCAAAUAACGGACGACAUUAUGAUGGGCAAGCAGAUGUGGGAAAAGUUAUUCGAGGCGCCGAGUUUCUUCUACCGGUAUCGUCAUUUUAUCGUGUUGCUAGUCACCUCUAGCAAUGCUGAUGAUCAUCUAGAAUGGUGCGGUCUGGUGGAAUCAAAGAUACGCUAUUUGAUACAAAACCUAGAGCGUAAUCAACACAUCAAUCUGGCACAUGUUAAUCCGAAGUGUUACGAACAGCAUGAACAAAACCCGGCCGCCACACUGAACGGUGCGGACGGUAAACCGAACCCCUUCUGUUCGCUCUGGUUUAUCGGCCUGGAGUUUGAACGUUCCGAAAACCUGAACGUUGAUCUUACUGAAAGCAUACAAAAUUUCACGGAUUCCGUACACAAGCAUGCGGUACACAUUAAGCUGCUAAAGGAUGGUAUGAAAAUCGAAGCCAGACAUGUGCGACGGAAGCAGCUGACCCAGUACCUUGACCCGAAUCUGUUGAAGCGUGAGCGUAAGAUAUCGGACAGCUACACACAGUCAUGCAGUGCGGGCGGUGGAAAUUCCAACGGAUCGGCUUCGCCAGCCGAUGCUUCACGUAAACGAAAAUCAAGCGAUCUUGCUACUGCCUCCAUAAGCAGCCCUAUUGCCGCUUCUUCUGUGGGCAGUAAUGGAAGUGCUAGUAAAAAGCGACGUAACGAUUCCUUCGACGGUACCUCGAACGGCAGUUUCUGCAGCACAUCGUCAACGACGGUCGUGCAAACUGGCGACACGCAAAACACGGAAGCGACCGAUGCGAAUGCAACCAUCACUGUUGAUUCUAAUGCUGCCACCUGCCAGAGCACCGUUACACCGUCCGCCACUUCCACCAUUUCUCCCGCUGCUUCAGCGAACGGUGGAAGGGAUGAAAGUAUCGUUCCUUCAGCGUCCUCCGAUGAGCCACCGACCAGUGCCGGGAUGCUCGAUGAGGAGAACGCAUUCGAACCGUCAACCACUGCAACCAGCACGAAUGGCAGUAGCAGCAACGGUAACAACGCUAAUGAUAGUACUAGUGGUAACAAUUCGAAUACAGCACCGGCAGCUACAACAUCGACGGAGGUUGCCUGCUCUUGACUGACUCAUCGCCAAGCGAUGUACCACGGUGGAGAACCAUCUUCGGAUGAGCGGUCUCCGAUGAAUGACGGUGAUGGUGAUGUUAGUAAUAAUGAUCGGGUAGAAAGAAGCGUCGCUGCUGUAUCAGCUACGGCUGUUGCUGCUGCCGUUGCUUAAGCCCGCCACAGUGAGAAAACAAGAUGAAGGUGACGGUGGUGAACUGAAACCUGAAGACGACGCUAUGAUGAAGGUAAUUGUUAAACAAGACAAAAAAAACAUAAAACGGUCCAUGUGGUGCGCAUCAAUAACGGCAAAAUGACUGAUAUAAACGGUAGGAGGUUGAAUGGUGACAUUCUGUUGGAUAUAGCACCGAGGUAAAUUAAAUCUAAUGUAUAUAUCGAGACACGAAGAAGGAAAGGAUUUAUGGAUACGGCGUGUAGAAUGGACAUUUCUAUCGAAUAUGACCGGACGUUACUUGGCGUUACUUGGUGGAGGAAAAGCGCAUGUAUCGUUUCUUGCAGUAUAGAUGUACUUUAUUAAGGUAAGAUAGAUACAUUUCACCAUACCCGCUUGCAUCCGGCUGAAGGAUGCAAGGCAAGCAAUGCAGCAACCGAACUAACGGCAUUGCUAAAAUAAGUACUGGCAAACUAUCUGCCCCAUGGUAGAAUGGUAGAAGGAUACGUGUAUUUUACUUUCUCCCAUUCUUUCAUAAGCAUAGUUAACGGCUCACGCAUACCUUGGAUUCGACAGCCAACACGAGCCUGAGAAGCAUCCUGACUAGCAAAACAUCCGACCGCAAAGAAUGGUCACGGCAAGGGUUAAUAUUUAACUUUUCCGUACUUUCCAUGGGCUGUACAAGGUUCAAUGAGUAUAUAUAUAUAGAUAUAUUAGCUGAGAAUAGAAUAUAUGUAGUGACAACACGAUUUAGUUUGUAAGACAGAAGGCAUUGGAUAUGAAUUGUACAUAAUUUUCAGUAGGUGAGUGGAAGAAACUACAUAUACAGAUAUGGACGAUAUAACAGAAAUAAGAAAUGAAGUGAACGUAGCAAAGGAGAGAGAGAUAGAGAGAGA